AUGGCUGUAAAUCAACAUCUGCAGGAGCAAAAGAGUAGCAAAAAAUACCUCAAGGGAUUGAAAGCCGAGUUGGAUGAUGAGCCAGAGGAUAUUGAUGCUAUUCUUGAACAGUUUCGUAAAGCUCAGGAUGAUGAAUCCAAAAUCACAGAGGAAGCAGACUGUGCUCCCCCUUCCCGACGAGCAAAUGCAUCCUUUACUGCUAACCCUCUAGAUCCAUCUGAACUUCUUUUAUUUGGCGGUGAAUACUACGAUGGUCAAAAGGUUUACAUGUACAACGAUUUGUACAAGUUUGAUACUGAGAAAUCUACUUGGAAACGAAUCACUUCUUCUAAUAGUCCUGGGCCACGAUCAUCACACCAAACCGUUAUUACGCCAGCUGGAAGACUAUUUUUAUGGGGUGGUGAGUUUGUUAGCCCAAACGAAACCAAUUUCUUUCACUACAAAGAUUUUUGGACUAUGGAUCUCAAAACCAAUGCAUGGGAAAAAUUGGAGCUUCGAGGACAACCUCCACCAAGAUCUGGUCAUCGCAUGGCAAUAUGGAAACAUCUGAUUGUGCUUUUUGGUGGUUUUUUUGACAACUACACAGAUUCAAGAUACUAUGACGAUCUAUGGGUGUUUGAUACACUUGAAUACAAAUGGACGAAAUUGGAUUUACCAGAGCCACGGCCUACAGCGCGAUCUGGGUUCCAAAUGCUUACCUACAAAGAUAUGAUCUAUAUUUUUGGUGGGUAUUACAAAACAUUUGUAAAAGGAAAGAAACCUGUCGGUACUGUUUAUUCUGAUGUGUGGGUUCUUAAAAUGUCGCUUCAGUUGGAUGCAAUUAGAUGGGAACGUCGAAAGCGGCCAGGCGGCAUUUGUCCCAGUCUUCGAAGUGGAUGUACCAUGACGGUUCACAAAGGCCGUGGCAUCUUGUUUGGAGGUGUAUCUGAUGUUCAAGAAUCUGAGGAAACACUUGAAUCCAUAUUUCACAAAGACAUUUUCCAGUAUAAUAUUGAUUCAAACAAGUGGUUUCCAUUAACAUUUCGAGCAAUCAAGCAGCAUAAAAAGAAAAAGGUGCAAAACAAGAAGGUGGAAGAUUCUAAGCAAUCCAAAGAAUGCGAUUUGGAUGACGCCAACAACAGUUGCGAAUCUGGUGAAGAUAACACCCAAGAGCACGAAUCUGACGCCAAAGUAAAAGUAGAGCCUAUAGGCCCUACUGAGCGAUUCAACGCCAUGCUGGCUGUUUCAAAAAACAAUCUUUAUGUAUUUGGCGGAAUUGUUGAACAAUCGUCAAAAGAAUUUACCAUUUGUGAUUUAUGGACACUAAAUUUGGAAAAGCUUAAUGGAUGGUCUGCUGUAUUUACUGAUGAGACACGUGGAUCGCAAUGGCUUGGUAUUGAUAGUGAUGUAGAGGACGAAAAUAAUUCAGAGGAUGAAAGCGAAGACAACUCUGAUGACGAAACUAACUCGGGAUUAGCUGACGAUCAGACAGAUGAGCCUAAUGCUAGUGCGCUCAAGGAAAAAAAGACGCAACCAAGUGGCGAUAAGGAAGAACUGGGAAUAGCUUUGGUAUCUGCUGAAUUCGCGGUCAAAGCACACAUCAAUGUUUCUGAUACAGAAGCUGAAGUGGGAGUUUGA
Molecule: messenger RNA, 1617 nt
Organism: Batrachochytrium dendrobatidis JAM81
Lineage: Eukaryota; Fungi; Chytridiomycota; Chytridiomycetes; Rhizophydiales
Exons: 5
Coding region: 1-1617 (538 amino acids)
Molecular function (GO): protein binding
Source: RefSeq, a predicted model, not a curated record